Messenger RNA from Salvia splendens (bonfire salvia), 1666 nucleotides. RefSeq names its product Peptidase family M48 family protein. The record is from RefSeq and is a predicted model, not a curated record. Gene Ontology annotation, cellular component: membrane. The coding region runs from base 188 to 1474 and encodes 428 amino acids. The transcript has 3 exons. Lineage: Eukaryota; Viridiplantae; Streptophyta; Magnoliopsida; Lamiales; Lamiaceae. Gene Ontology annotation, molecular function: metalloendopeptidase activity.
AAAAGCUUCCUUGAAGUCAACCAGCUCGUGAAGACUGCGCUCCGAAGCUUCGAUCAUCAUCUCGAGCCUUCGAGAUUAUCAUCACUGCUUGAAUCUCUUAUUCCCCAUUUCCGCUCUCCCUCCAUUCUUGGAUACACAUUACUACAAUCUUACCUCAAAUUCCCCAAUUUCAAGCAAAUUCGACAUAAUGGGAUGGUACAGAAGAUCGACAAGAUUCAUUUCCGAUGGUUUUCGUCGCCACACCUCCGCACCCAGAAUCCCCCUCCAUGAAUCCCCUUCUCUCUCUUCCAGAUCCGCGCCAAGAAUUUUGAGUUUGAGGCACUCACUUGCACAGAACCAACGGAAAAGCCCUUUGAUUGAUGGGGCAAAGAGGUCCUACUACGUGGACCGAAACAAAGUCCACCACUUCAAACCCAGGGGAUACAAACGGUGGAGUCAGAAUCCGAGAAUUCUAUUCUCGAUGGUUUUGGUAGGUUCUGGUGUUGUAAUCACUGUCUACUUUGGGAAUUUGGAAACCGUGCCCUACACAAAGAGAACCCAUUUCGUGCUUCUCUCGAGUUCUCUCGAGAAACAAUUAGGCGAGUCCAAUUUCAAGACUAUUAAAUCAGAAUACAAGGGGAAAAUCGUGCCCCCUCUUCACCCCGAGAGUAUUAGGGUUCAAAAGAUAGCUCAGGACAUAGUUGAGGCUGUGCAGAAGGGGCUGAGGAAGGAGCAGGUCUGGACUGACAUUGGCUACUCGUCUGAAAGCCUGGAGCCUCCUCAGAAUGCUAAACCGGAGGAGGCUGUGGGAGCAUUCGGUGCUGAUGAGGAGAAGUGGAUUGCUGAGGAUAAGUGGCGUAAGGAGGAUGAGAUUCUUGAUGAUGGAUGGGUUCAGAAAAGUAGGAAAAAGGGUCAAGAAGUUGGUGCAAAGUCUCAAACUUCACAUUUGGAGGGAUUCAAAUGGGAGGUUAUCCUUGUUAAUGAUCCUACUGUGAAUGCUUUCUGUUUGCCUGGUGGGAAGAUUGUUGUCUUCACUGGUUUGCUCAAUCAUUUUCGAGCGGAUGCUGAAAUCGCAACGAUCAUUGGGCAUGAGGUUGCUCACGUUGUUGCGAGGCAUGCUGCGGAGAAUAUCUCAAAAAACGUGUGGCUCACAAUCAUGCAGUUGAUUCUUUACCAGUUUUUCAUGCCUGAUGUUGUCAACACUAUGUCGAAUCUCUUCCUAAGGCUUCCUUUUUCCCGGAGGAUGGAGAUGGAAGCAGAUUACAUCGGAGUGCUUUUAAGUGCUUCUGCAGGGUACGAUCCUCGAGUAGCUCCCCAGGUGUACGACAAGUUGGGACAAGUCGGAGGUUCUUCAGCGCUGCAAGAUUAUCUUGCUACUCAUCCUUCCGGGAAGAAGAGAGCUAAACUACUUUCCGAGGCCAAAGUCAUGGAGGAAGCCCUUUCAAUAUACAGAGAGGUGCAGGCCGGCGGCCGGGGUGUCGAGGGUUUUCUCUAACUUCGAUUCUAUGUUUAACCAUUAUGUAAAUAAAGCAGCAGCCUCUUCUGUUAUUUCCCUGUGAAGACAAUAUUAGGGGAUUUUGAAUCCUUUUCUUUAAUUUAUCCCUCCAAAAGCUUUUAAUUAUGAAAGAAUGAAUAAGCUGUAAUUAAAAUUGCUUCUCUCUAAUUGAAGUAGACAGGUUCUUUCAAA